Pelobates cultripes (western spadefoot toad) is the source of this 291-nucleotide messenger RNA. The record is from the annotation of a GenBank genome assembly. NCBI's taxonomy places the organism in Eukaryota, Metazoa, Chordata, Amphibia, Anura, Pelobatidae.
CUUGGUAACAGCAAGAACAUAUAUGCAACUACUAGGAAUCCUGGCUUCCACCAUCAGACUUGUCAUAUGGACCAAAUGGCAUCUCAGGAUUCAUCAAAGGUCCUUCCUAUCUUGGUUCAACAAGAGAAAGAUGGAUUGGAGCUAGCCACUGAUGAUAUCACCAUCAGUGGAGUUACACCUUACCUGGUAGCUGAAAAGAGAGAAUAUAUCUCUGGGUUUCCAGUGAACAUAACCUCAUUGUCAAUCCAUUUCAAGGAGUGGUUGCACAGUGUUUGGACCAUGUUACACAAG